Messenger RNA from Diplodia corticola, 1275 nucleotides. Its product is annotated as nucleoside-diphosphate-sugar epimerase. NCBI's taxonomy places the organism in Eukaryota, Fungi, Ascomycota, Dothideomycetes, Botryosphaeriales, Botryosphaeriaceae. The transcript has 5 exons. The coding region runs from base 1 to 1275 and encodes 424 amino acids. The record is from RefSeq and is a predicted model, not a curated record.
AUGAGUUUUGCGAGGAACGUCUGGGAGAUGAUGCUGCAGGAACCGGAAACUCUGCCUACAAGCUCGGACGUACCAUCAGCCAACAAGAUGACCAACACGCUUUAUGUCCCCAAGUCGGCCAAGGCGGCGUUUGUCAGUGGAGCCAACGGCAUCAGCGGCCAUGCUAUCGUCGAGCAUCUCAUCCGCACGCCGAAAGCGGAAUGGUCCAAAAUAGUCAUCUCGUCGCGCCGGGAGCUGCCGAACUACUGGAUCGACCCCCGCAUCGAGUUCGUCGCUGCCGACUUCCUCGCCCCAAAGGAGGAGACUGAGGCGAGACUGGCGCACGCUUGCGCUGAUGUGACGCACGCCUUCUUUACCUCGUACGUGCACGUCGACGACUUCGCCAAGCUGCGCGACCGCAACGUGCCCCUGUUCAAGAACUUCAUCGACGUCAUCGACAAAGUCUGCCCGAAGCUAGAGAGAGUCUGCUUACAGACCGGCGGAAAGCACUAUGGUGCUCAUCUCGGCCCCGUUCCCGUCCCGCUCACCGAGGACUUGCCGCGCUACGAGGACGACGGACUGAACUUCUACUACACCCAGGAGGACUACAUGUUCGAGGUCCAGAAGCGCCGGAAUGCCUGGUCCUACAACAUCAUCCGUCCGAACGGCAUUGUCGGCUUCACGCCUCACUCGAACGGCAUGUCCGAGGCGCUCACCGUCGCGCUGUACUUCCUGAUCUCGCGCGAGAUGGGCGGCAACGGUCUGUUCCCCGGCAACAAGUUCUUCUACGACUCCAUCGACGACCAGUCGUACGCGCCGAGCAUCGCCGACAUGAGCGUCUGGGCCGCCACGUCCGACCAGUGCAAGAACGAAGCCUUCAACCACUGCAACGGCGACGUCAUCGUCUGGCGCCACUUCUGGCCGAAGCUCGCGCAAUACUUUGGGCUGGAGGUCCCCGAGCCAUCCUUCGAGAAGACGGCGUCAAAGGCCGACAGUAUGGCCAACGAAAUCGACCUCGUCGAGUGGGCCAAGGACAAGAAGCCCGUCUGGGAGCGCGUCGUGGCCAAGUACGGCGGCCGGGCCGAUGCUUUCGACUGGGGCACUUGGGGCUUCUUCAUGUGGGCCACGGGCAAAAGCUGGCUGACCAUCGGAUCCACGGCCAAGGCGAGGCGCUUCGGCUGGGCCCGCCUCGACGACACGCACGACUGCUGGAUCGAAACGUUCAGAUCGCUCGAGAACGCGGGUAUUCUGCCCAGGGCGAGCGCUAUCCGAGCUGUCGACGCCGCAAAGAAUUAG